Mesorhabditis spiculigera is the source of this 540-nucleotide messenger RNA. The record is from the annotation of a GenBank genome assembly. NCBI's taxonomy places the organism in Eukaryota, Metazoa, Nematoda, Chromadorea, Rhabditida, Rhabditidae.
AUGCACAUCGGCUCCGGCGUCGAUUAUUCGCACUUGAAAGAGGUCUGCAACGCAAUGACCGAGCUGAUAAAGAAAAUUCGCCUGGAAAUUGAACCUGGACGAUUUUUGGUGGCUGAAUCGGGAGUGCUGAUUGCGAGGGUUCAGGCAAUUCAAAAACGCCCGGGCAGCUAUGAUUUCCUGUUAAUUGACGCCGGCUUCAGUGAUCUGAUGCGCCCAGCGCUCUACGGAAGCUAUCACGAAAUCUCGAUCCUAAAUUCGGAUCAGAAUGGAAAAAUGGUUGAAUACGCCAUCGCCGGCCCGUUAUGUGAGUCCGGGGAUGUCUAUACUCAAGAAGAGGGCGGUCUAGUGACGACAAGAAGCCUACCAGAAGCCAAGAUUGGUGACCUAUUAAUCAUCCAUACCACCGGUGCCUACGGAGCGUCAAUGUCGUCAAAUUACAAUACUCGACCACUGGCUGCGGAGGUACUCGUCGAAAACAGCGUGCCCCGCCUAAUCCGCCGACGCCAGACCGUUGAGGAAUUGUUGGGGCUCGACGUUUUC